This is a messenger RNA of Bicyclus anynana (squinting bush brown), 1021 nucleotides long. Its product is annotated as carbonic anhydrase 9-like. The record is from RefSeq and is a predicted model, not a curated record. Gene Ontology annotation, molecular function: zinc ion binding; carbonate dehydratase activity. Gene Ontology annotation, cellular component: cytoplasm. The transcript has 8 exons. Bases 92 to 1021 code for a protein of 309 amino acids. Lineage: Eukaryota; Metazoa; Arthropoda; Insecta; Lepidoptera; Nymphalidae.
CACUAAAGAUCAAACGACGACGCGAGCGAAUACUCUCUUUGAUGAUGCAGAUGACAUACAACGACAGCUUAACAACGAAGCUCACGACAAAAUGAUGUAUGGAAAGCCAAAAACAGUUUGGAUUUUGCACUUCCCAACGGAAUACCCAAACGGUCACACCACGCCUUGGUCACGACAUGCACGAGAAUUCAAUGUAACGCAGUUUGAAGAGGCUUUUCGGAAAAAAACCAAAACGACGAGACAACCUCAUAAAGAAUUAAUAAAACACUGGGAUUGGAGCUAUAAAGAUCAAUACGUAUGGAAAAAACACUUCCCAGCGUGUGGCGGCCGGUCUCAGUCACCAGUUGACCUCCCAGCGAUGGGGUUGAUAAUGACCAGGGGGUGCCGACAACUCACCUUUCUCAAUUAUGAUAUUAUGCCGAAAAGUAUGACGUUGAGAAACAAUGGAAAAUGGCUCGUCCUCUACGGUAAAUGGGAAUGUUGCCAUCAACCCGUCGUUUACGGCGGCGCGGCGCACAGCCGUCGGUACGUGUUCCACUCGAUAACCCUCCGCUGGCCCUCGGAACAUCGUAUAGGGGGUGUAAUGUACCCCCUGGAGAGCCAGGUCAUACAUAUAUCGGCCGAACACAAAACAUUGGAGGACGCAAUCAAAGCAACGCCUCACGACGCUCAAGCGAUACUUGGAAUCGUGAAUUUUUAUAAGUUUAGUAACGAAACGCAACACGGAUUGGAAGAGAUACUACACGUGGCUAAGAGUUCUCGUGACAUAGAUGUCAGCAUGCCACCGAUGCCAUUGGCAUUCUUGAACCCCCCGCUGAAAGAGUACGCAGGAUACCAGGGCUCGCUCACCAUGCCACCCUGCUCUGAAAAUAUCUUGUGGCUUGUUAGAGCCAGAGCGCUGCCAGUUACGAGGAAAAUGAUGGAUAUCGUGUACAACAGGAUAAGUGAACCAGCGCUCAGAGGAACAUUCAUCCGACAACCGCAACCACUUAACGACAGAAAAGUGUACUACUUUCAAUAA